Zingiber officinale is the source of this 834-nucleotide messenger RNA. Its product is annotated as probable CCR4-associated factor 1 homolog 11. Gene Ontology annotation, cellular component: P-body; CCR4-NOT complex; CCR4-NOT core complex. The transcript is spliced from 2 exons. The coding region runs from base 1 to 834 and encodes 277 amino acids. NCBI's taxonomy places the organism in Eukaryota, Viridiplantae, Streptophyta, Magnoliopsida, Zingiberales, Zingiberaceae. Gene Ontology annotation, molecular function: poly(A)-specific ribonuclease activity; nucleic acid binding. The record is from RefSeq and is a predicted model, not a curated record.
AUGGCUGUUGCAGUCGUCAACAAUAACGAUAUGCUAAUUUCCUCUUCCGCCUUCAGCACCAGCGCCAGCAGAGUCGAGGUUCGCUCCGUGUGGGCUCAUAACCUUGACGAGGAGUUCGCCCUUAUCCGCUCCGUCGUCCCGUUCCACCCCUUCGUCGCAUUGGACACCGAGUAUCCUGGCGUCGUCGUCGCUUCCAAAAAUCCCUACUGCACCCUCACCCUCUCCCAGCGCUACGAAUUGAUCCGCGCCAACGUCGAGGCCCUCCGCAUCGUCCAGGCCGGUCUCACCCUCUCCGACGCCGCCGGCAACCUCCCAUGUGCCAUCUACAGCGACGGCACUUGUGUGCGUUACGUGUGGGAAUUUAAUUUCCGCGACUUCGACAUCAGCCGCGACCGUUACGCCCCUUCCUCCGUCGAGCUGCUCAAGGCUAAUGGCAUCGACUUCCAAAAGAAUCAAGUAUGGGGCAUCGACUCUUGCAGAUUCGCCCAGCACUUGGCCACCUCCGGCUUGCUUUCCUUUGGCCAUUUUUCUUCCGUCUCCUGGGUUACCUUCCAAGGCGCCUAUGACUUCGCCUUCCUAGUCAAGAUGCUGACAUGCGACUGCAAAUUACCAAAGACCGUUCAUGAGUUCUUGCACCUUGUUCACUUCUUUUUCGGCAAAAGGGUGUUCGAUGUGAAGCACCUUAGCAAGCAUUGUCCUGGGCUUUACGGAGGAUUGGAGCGGGUGGCCUCUACCGUCCGAGUUGAGCGAGCAGUGGGCUCUCGACAUCAGUCCGGCUCCGAUAGCUUAUUAACAUGGCAGGUGUUCUACCAAAUCAGGAGAAAUUGGUUUUGA